GCUCGAGUCACCGCGCGCCGGUGGGCUGCAGAAGCAGACAUGUCGACUGUCCUGCAGAGCAUCGAGCGGCUGUCCAGUCUGGUGGUGCGCGUCCUGGGCUGUAACCCGGGACCCAUGACCCUGCAGGGCACCAACACCUACUUGAUAGGGAUCGGCACCAGGAGAAUCCUCAUUGACACUGGAGAACCAGCAAUUCCAGAAUAUAUCAGCUGUUUAAAGCAGGCUCUGACUGAAUUUAACGCAACAAUCCAGGAAAUCAUAGUGACUUAUUGGCACCGUGAUCAUACCGGGGGCAUAGGAGAUAUUUGUAAAAACAUCAAUAAUGACACUGCAUAUUGCAUUAAAAAACUCCCACGGAAUCCUCCAAGAGAAGAAAUUAUAGGAGAUGGAAAGCAACAGUAUGUUUAUCUGGAAGAUGGAGAUGUGAUUAAAACUGAAGGUGCCACUCUCAGAGUUAUACACACACCUGGCCACACUGAUGAUCAUAUGGCUCUACUUUUAGAAGAGGAGAAUGCAAUCUUUUCUGGAGAUUGCAUCCUAGGGGAAGGAACAACUAUAUUUGAAGACCUCUAUGAUUAUAUGAACUCCCUAAAAGAGCUAUUGAAACUCAAAGCUGAUAUUAUAUAUCCAGGACAUGGCCCAGUAAUUCAUAAUGCUGAAGCUAAAAUUCUAGAAUACAUUGCUCACAGAAAUAUCCGAGAACAGCAAAUUCUUACAUUGUUUCGUGAUAAUUUUGAAAAAUCAUUUACAGCAAUGGAGCUUGUAAAAAACAUUUACAAGAAUACUCCUGAGCAUUUAUAUAAAAUGGCUGAACAUAAUGUCUUGCUGCAUUUGAAAAAAUUAAAAAAAGAAGGAAAAAUAUUUAGCAACACGGAUCCUGAGAAGAAAUGGAAAGCUAAUCUUUAGUUUCAGAUUAAUGAAAGCUUUUGUUGGUUUGUUUUAUUUUUAAAGAAUGGUAUGUUUUCUUAACUAUAAUUAUUUACAGGGAAUAUAGAGUAUAGAACAUUGAAAAUAAUCCUAAAUAUACUUUAAAAUAAUGUCUUAUUCCUUCUAAAAUAUAUAUUACAUUUUACAUGUAUAAUAUAGCUUGCUUAUCUAAUCUGAGUGUUAUAACAUUUUACCAAAAAUUCAGAAUCCAACAGUUUAUCCAUGUUCAACAGAUUUAUGGUUACUUUAAAAAUAAUAAAAUUUAUAUAA
This is a messenger RNA of Odobenus rosmarus divergens (Pacific walrus), 1197 nucleotides long. Its product is annotated as beta-lactamase-like protein 2-like. The transcript has a single exon. Lineage: Eukaryota; Metazoa; Chordata; Mammalia; Carnivora; Odobenidae. Gene Ontology annotation, cellular component: mitochondrial matrix. Gene Ontology annotation, molecular function: single-stranded RNA binding; RNA endonuclease activity. The coding region runs from base 40 to 906 and encodes 288 amino acids. The record is from RefSeq and is a predicted model, not a curated record.